CUUACGUUCCAUGGACUUCGAAAGAUGGAAAAGCUCGACAACUAUAUGAAGGAGGUUUUGCGAUUCUACUCACCUUUCGUCACAUCUUUCACUCGCCGCACACUCAAAAGCAUAACUCUCAGCAACAGCCAACACAUCCCCGCCGGCGUUAUGAUCGAAAUUCCCACGGAUGCUGUUUACCAAGACGACUUGUUCUACCCUUUGUCCAGUACCUUUGACGGCUUCCGCGCCUACAAGGCCCGCUCUACUAGUACUAAUAAGACUGGAGAUAUGGCCCGCAACCAAUUUGUUACCUCUAAUACAGAGAACCUGACUUUUGGCUAUGGCGGGUACGCCUGCCCCAGCCGCUUUUUUGCUGCAAACGAGAUUAAAAUGAUUCUAGCCCGUCUUAUCCUUGACUAUGACAUUAAGAUGCCUAAUAACGAGGCUGAGAGACAUCCGCAGAUAGAUAUCGCCAAGAUCUCAUUGCCAGAUCCAACAAAGACACUGGCAUUUAAGAGAGUAAUAGCUGGAUACAGACAAAGUAUAUAG
Molecule: messenger RNA, 531 nt
Organism: Bipolaris sorokiniana ND90Pr
Lineage: Eukaryota; Fungi; Ascomycota; Dothideomycetes; Pleosporales; Pleosporaceae
Exons: 2
Molecular function (GO): oxidoreductase activity, acting on paired donors, with incorporation or reduction of molecular oxygen; heme binding; monooxygenase activity
Source: RefSeq, a predicted model, not a curated record